UGACGUAGGCGCGACGCCAAAUUGCCGCGAAAUGUCAAAACGCGCGUGAAACAGUCAAGCGGUUCUCUUUAGUCUUUAUAUGGAUGUUGAUACAAAGUGGCUGUGAUUUAGUGAAUGUGCAGUAGCUUUAAACAGCAAAAGGCCCUUGUUGUUUGCUUGCUAGCCGGUUUGAGGUCAUUUUGUUAAACGAACAUGAUAAAAGGUGAGUUUAAAGGCGGUGACGAGGAGCUUGUGGUCCUUCCAGAGAAGCUGGAGAAGAAACUGAUGCCGUUUCAGCGCCAUGGAGUCAAAUUCGCUCUUUCUAAAGCUGGAAGGUGUUUGAUUGCCGAUGAGAUGGGGCUUGGAAAGACUGUGCAGGCCAUUUCGGUGGCGUACAUCUACAGACACGAGUGGCCUCUCCUGAUCGUGGUGCCGUCGUCACUGAAGUACCCGUGGAUCGAGGAGCUGGAGCGCUGGCUUCCCGAACUCCAUCCCGGCGACAUCAACCUGGUGGAGAGCAAAGCUGAUAUCAUGGGGAUCAGCCAGAGCAAGGUGACAGUUCUGGGCUAUGGGUUGCUCACCAACGACGCACAGUCCCUGGUGGAGACGCUGAAAAAGCAGCGCUUCGGUGUGGUCAUAGUGGAUGAGUCGCAUUACCUGAAAUCCCGGAAUGCAGCGAGGACAAAGAUCCUGGUCCCCCUGAUCCAAAACGCCAAACGCGCAAUCCUGCUGACAGGAACUCCGGCGCUAGGCAGACCAGAAGAGCUCUUCAUGCAGAUCGAAGCUCUGUAUCCGAGGCGUUUCGGCACGUGGAGCGAGUACGCCAAGACAUACUGCAACGCUCACUACAGAUUCUUCGGGAGCAGGCGUCAGUGGGAUUGCCGUGGAGCGUCUCAUCUGGACGAGCUGCACCAGAGGCUCAGCGAGAUCAUGAUCCGCAGACUUAAAGCCGAAGUGCUCACACAGCUGCCGGCCAAAAUCCGUCAGAGAAUCCCUUUUGACCUGCCAAAAGAGGCGGCCAAGGAAGCCAGCUCCAGUCUGGAGAAGUGGGAGAGCGUAAUGUGCUCUCUGAGCUCUGGCCAGUCGCAGAACGAGAACCCGUUUACAGAAGUGAUGGGUCUCAUCACGCAGAUGUACAAGCAGACUGCAAUAGCUAAGGCAGGAGCUGUGAAGGACUACAUAAAGAUGAUGCUGGAGACAGAGCAGCUGAAGUUUCUGGUUUUUGCACAUCACCUCAGCAUGCUGCAGGCGUGUACCGAGGCUGUGAUUGAGGCCAAGGCCAGUUAUAUCAGGAUCGAUGGCAGCGUUCCUUCCGCAGAGAGGAUCCAGCUGGUCCACCGCUUCCAGAACAAUCCAGAGACACGGGUUGCUAUUCUGAGCAUACAGGCGGCGGGACAGGGUCUGACCUUGACGGCGGCGUCUCACGUGGUGUUUGCCGAGCUCUAUUGGAACCCCGGGCACGUGAAGCAGGCAGAGGACCGAGCGCACCGCAUCGGCCAAACCUCGUCCGUACACGUUCACUACCUCAUCGCCAAGGGAACGUUUGAUGUGGUCAUGUGGGCCAUGCUGAACCGGAAGGAAACAGUGACGGGCAGCACUCUGAACGGGAGGAAGGAUUACCUGAAAGCGGACGAGGCGGAUAAGGAGAAAUGGGAUUUUCUGAACUUCGCUCAGGCUUGGACACCGAGCGACAGCAUCACCGGUGAUGCAGAGGAUGAGAAAGAUGGGGUCUUCUUCUCACAUUUUGAGAAAGACAAACAGCACGACAUCCGCAACUUUUUCUCUCCCGUCUCGGAGAAAAAGAGGAAGAGAACAGACGACUCGUCCAUCACCGGCUCUCCUCAAACACCUUCACAAGACCAGCAGGGAACCAAUCAAAGCCCCUGUAGCCGCAGCCCUGAUUUAGCCAAUGAGGAUGUGGAUUUCUGUCCCCAGGUGAAACGUGUGAAACAGGCUACUCCAUUGUCUCGCCACGGGGGGAAGAGAAGUCCCAUGACGCCUCUCGGUGCACCACACAGGCUCUCGGCAGGACUGCAAACCCCCCGCCACAGCCAGAAGUGGAGCUGCCCACUCUGUACAUUCUCCAACAGCGGCCUGCUGCUGCGCUGCGAAAUGUGUGAGACACCGCGAGCUCAGAGAGCUCACAGCCCUCCUGCAUCUCCCUCCCCUUCUGCCUCUCGCUCCGUCUCCAGUCCCUGCAUCACGCUUUCAGACACAGAAGAAGACAACAGCACCCCCAAAAGACCGCAAACUCCCGUCAGCACGCAGAGCCGAACCGAACGCAUGUCAGAACCAGUCGGUCCUUCUGAUGCUAAUGACAGCCGUGAGCCAGAGCCGGGAGACGACUCUCUGCCUGUGUAUGACAGCCUGAAGUUCUGUGCCAGCAAAAAUACUGAUAGGAUCUACAUUUACAACAAGGAUGGUCUCCCACUCAACUGCAACUUUGUUCCUCUGGAUAUCAGACUACAGAACUGGGAGGACUUGCCUCCGGAGUUUAGUCACAGUGAGAACCGGAGACACUUGGUGCGGUUUGUGCGUGAAUGGAGCUCUCUGACGGCGAUGAAGCAAAGGAUAGUGAGGAAGAGUGGCAAAGUCUUUCAAAGCCCGAUUCUGCUUGUGGAUGAGCUCACACAAGCACAGCGUCGACACAGUAGCACCAAGAGGUAUCUUUCUAAGCAGGAAGUGACUCAGGCGUCCCUGAGUGCAGCUCAGAGACAGGGAGGAACUGUACGCUCCAUCAGCAAGGACAACUCUUCCUCCUUAAAGAGAUCUACGAUGAAACCACCUAGUCAAGCUGAUAAGGAAUCUGAAGCGGAGACGGGAUAUUUGCAAGCUCUGGACUCUGGAGGAACGCCACUGUGUUUGUCUUGCCAGAAGCCCAGUGUAGAUCACUCAGGCUGGGCAGGCGGAUUCUGCAGUGCCAGCUGCAUGGAGGAGCUUCAGCUGCGCUCCAGCCGAGGCUAUGCCCGCUCCCGUGUGCUCGAGACAGAGCAAGGUGUCUGUCAGAGCUGUGGCCUUAACGCGCGCCAGCUUUACCUGCGUGUCCGUGACGCACCACACACACACCGCAAAGAGAUACUGGACAACACAUGGCUGUCACAGUUGCCUCUCAAACAGCUGAACGAAAUGAUCCGUCACCCAGUAGAGGGCCACUUCUGGCAGGUGGACCACAUCAAGCCGGUGUACAGUGGAGGAGGACAGUGCCUUCUGGACAACCUGCAGACUCUCUGCACCGUCUGCCACCGCAUGAGGACGACACAGCAGGCCAGAGAGCGGAGCCAGAUGAAGAAAGGUGAAGCAGCGUCCAAACUGUCCUCAGACAUCAGCAGAUUCUUUAUGAAGAAAUAAGACUGAACUACCACCACCACGUUUCACUCACAUAGGAGGAGGGGGGGGGGGAUUCGUCUCACACACACACAAACAGGUUCUCAGUUUGGUCGAUUAAACACUGAUAUAGACUUGAAGUAUCUAGACUUUGUGUCUACAGCAAGGAUUUUUGUUUUGUUUGUGUUUUUGUUUUUUUAAUUAAUUUCGAAAGUACUACAAAAGUAAGACAGGAAAAGAAGAGGAGAAGAAAAAGAAAGUGCGAAAGAUUUAAGAAGUGACUGCUGGUUUCCACAAUGGCCGUGGAGCUCUCAGUGCAGCACUGCUGAGUCGGUUCUACCGCAUGAUAACGCUUAAGUUUCGAGCACAGAGAGCAGGGAGUCCAAGCGUUAGCAGUGUUUGCUGCUAUUUUUAACCGGCGCAGGCUCUCCGAGCAUAAAAGCACCCUGCCGCAUGACUCUUAACAGUUUUUUUUUCUGCUUACUCUCAGCUGCAGCUGUAGAGGAAACAUUUGAAUGAUUUGUUUCUGCAUGUAUUGUACACGCGUCUUAAAACAAGAAUGCAGCCUGAAUGCGAUUAAAAAAAGACCUGCCACUUCUCAA
Messenger RNA from Tachysurus fulvidraco (yellow catfish), 3905 nucleotides. It is a transcript of the gene zranb3, whose product is annotated as zinc finger, RAN-binding domain containing 3. Gene Ontology annotation, biological process: replication fork processing; DNA repair. The transcript has 20 exons. The record is from RefSeq and is a predicted model, not a curated record. The coding region runs from base 193 to 3327 and encodes 1044 amino acids. Gene Ontology annotation, molecular function: nucleic acid binding; zinc ion binding; ATP-dependent chromatin remodeler activity. Gene Ontology annotation, cellular component: nuclear replication fork. NCBI's taxonomy places the organism in Eukaryota, Metazoa, Chordata, Actinopteri, Siluriformes, Bagridae.